CAGAACAGAGGAGCCACGCAGCGGAGAUGAAGCUGCUUCUGCUGGGCGUCUGGCUGGGCCUGGCCUGGGCCCAGCAGGACCAAAGCCCGGUGCCCGUGCAACCUGGCUUCCAUCCUGAACAGGUGGAGGGACCCUGGCACACCAUCAAACUCGGUGCCACUAACCGGUCUGUUAUUGAGGAAGGGGGCUCCUACCUGUGUUUCAUGUCUGACAUCAAACUCCUGGAGGACGGAAACUUGAACAUCACCUACUUCCACAAGGAAGACGGAGUGUGUGUGCAGGAAUUCUACAUUGGGGAGAAGACCAGCACGCCUGGCCGCUUUACCUUUGAGUAUGAAGGUAAAAACUUCCUCACCUUCGUGGCCACGGGCCAUGACUUCCUCAUCAUGGACCUGGAGAACCACAACGAGGCGGGGAUUCUGAUUGUGGUGGAGCUCCAUGGCAGGACCUUCCUGGUGGACAAGGAGGGGCAGGAGGUGUACAGGAAGCACACACUCAGGAGAGGUAUCGGGCAGGACCACAUCGUCGACCUGUCUGCACACGUAAGAUGCACCUCCCUGGGGUCCUAGGUGCUCCCUUAGCACUUGGGCAGUCGGGGAGGCAUCCUGCUGGACUGGAGAUAAGCAACGAAGCAUCUGGAUCCCCAGGUCUCUGUUGUGCACAACCUGGAGCCAGCAUUUCCUGUGGCCCCCGCUUCUGGAUGCCUCCUGACUCCCACGCCCUUCCCUCUGCAAUAAACCAGU
Molecule: messenger RNA, 743 nt
Organism: Sciurus carolinensis (gray squirrel)
Lineage: Eukaryota; Metazoa; Chordata; Mammalia; Rodentia; Sciuridae
Product: lipocalin Can f 6.0101-like
Exons: 7
Coding region: 27-569 (180 amino acids)
Molecular function (GO): small molecule binding
Source: RefSeq, a predicted model, not a curated record